UCUGCGCUUCCAUAGGACCGUAUAGGACGUCCCCGCUGUCUUUUGAGUUCAUAACAUCGCAGAUAAAGGGACAGGGACGACCCUCUUGUGGGUGGCGCCUAUACUCAACGUGACAGUGUGUUUGUUUCCACGGAGCUGUCAGGAACACACACACACACUCACUCACUCACUCCUCUGACUGGAUGAAUUGUGCAGAGUUUGGGGACGAAACGCUCGAGACGUGAAACUCUACUUUUGAAUAUUCUACUUUUGAGACAUUGAAGCUGAUGGGAUAUGGCGAUGGCCUCUCCAUCAACAUCACAAGCGGGACCAGCUACGGAGGAAUCCGACCCAGAGCUCUCACGCCUGGGGUGCAUUGAGGCCUUGAAAUUGAAGGUGGGGCCAGUGCGGAGGAACCUCUUCGGGCCUGUGGACCACCAGCAGCUGCAGCAGGACUUCCAGCGGCUGCUCUGUAUGAACGUGGAGGCGGCCAAAAAGCGCUGGAACUUUGAUUUUCAGAGAGAAAUCCCAGAAGGGGGGUCCAACAUGGAGUGGGAGGAGCUCAGUUAUGAGGACGUGCCGGCGUUUUACCGCAGCUGUACGGUUAGGUCAGUGCAAUGUCCAAUGGCCAAAAGGCGGACAUCGUCUUCGUUGGGACAGUGUUCCCCAGGGUCCAGCAGCACGUCCGAGUCUGGGGAUGAGUACCUAGAGGUGACCACAAGGGGGUGCUACCGGAUCCGACGGCAAGGAAAACGCAGACAGUCUGCCAUCACAGAUUUCUUCAAGGUAAAGAAGAUGAAGCUUCUGCAUUACAAAGCAUCUUCCCUGCAGUAGCAAAGCACAACUAGACCCAGUGGAGGAUCACUGAGUGGCCGACAUCCCUCUACACGUAACCUCACAUAGAUAUGUGUCAAAUUAUAUGUAUAUACAGUAUGUAGCAAUUUGUAACUGACGGUCCACAAGCUCAUCCAGCAUGCCUCUGACACCACAUACCUUAGACUUUCAGCACAAGGAAGCUAGCAUUAUCCCCGUUAAUCAAGCUCAGACCUUAGGAACGGUUGUUGUUUAUAACUAUA
Etheostoma cragini (Arkansas darter) is the source of this 1055-nucleotide messenger RNA. It is a transcript of the gene cdkn1d, whose product is annotated as cyclin-dependent kinase inhibitor 1D. Bases 274 to 813 code for a protein of 179 amino acids. Gene Ontology annotation, biological process: regulation of mitotic cell cycle; signal transduction by p53 class mediator. Gene Ontology annotation, cellular component: nucleus. NCBI's taxonomy places the organism in Eukaryota, Metazoa, Chordata, Actinopteri, Perciformes, Percidae. The record is from RefSeq and is a predicted model, not a curated record. The transcript is spliced from 3 exons. Gene Ontology annotation, molecular function: cyclin-dependent protein serine/threonine kinase inhibitor activity.